Coniosporium apollinis CBS 100218 is the source of this 1182-nucleotide messenger RNA. RefSeq lists its product as uncharacterized. The coding region runs from base 1 to 1182 and encodes 393 amino acids. NCBI's taxonomy places the organism in Eukaryota, Fungi, Ascomycota, Dothideomycetes. Gene Ontology annotation, cellular component: cytoplasm. The transcript is spliced from 3 exons. Gene Ontology annotation, molecular function: GTPase activity. The record is from RefSeq and is a predicted model, not a curated record.
AUGCCUUUCGCGCAAUUAGUUAUCGGGGCGCCUGGCGCGGGCAAGUCUACCUACUGCGAUGGCAUGCAACAGUUCAUGUCCGCUAUCGAGCGCAAAUGCUCCGUGGUCAACCUCGACCCCGCCAACGACCACGUCUCCUACCCCGUUGCGCUCGACGUGCGGAAUCUAGUCACGCUGGAGGAGAUCAUGGAGGCUGAAGAGCUGGGGCCGAAUGGAGGAGUGCUGUACGCGUUGGAGGAGCUGGAACACAACUUUGAGUGGCUAGAGGAGGGCUUGAAGGAGCUAGGAGAUGACUACGUACUCUUCGACUGCCCAGGCCAAGUCGAGUUGUUCACGCACCACUCCUCACUCCGCAACAUCUUCUUCCGUCUUCAAAAGCUCGGGUACAGACUCGUAGUCGUAUCUCUGACAGACUCUUAUGUCUUGACCCAACCCUCCCUCUACAUAUCCGCGCUGCUCCUCGCCCUGCGCAGCAUGCUGCAGAUGGACCUGCCUCACCUGAACGUCCUGACCAAGAUCGACAAUUUACACACCUACCCCGCGCUUCCCUUCAACCUAGACUUCUACACCGAGGUGCAAGAGCUCGACUAUCUCCUACCCUACCUCUCCGCCGAACAAACAUCCCGCUUCGGUCCGACGUCCACAAGCCCCGCCGCCCCGCCUCAAGACUCCAAAUUCGCCUCCCUAAACAAAGCAAUCGUCGAGCUAAUCGAAGAGUUCGCCCUCGUCGGCUUCGAGACCCUCGCAGUCGAGGACAAGAAAUCAAUGACCAUGCUUCUCCGCGCCAUCGACCGGGCCUCAGGCUACGUGUUCGGCAAGGAAGGCGCUAACGAGACCGUCUGGGGCAUCUCGAUGCGUAAUGACGCGGUCACUAUGGAUAUUAGAGACGUGCAGGAACGGUGGAUUGAUCGGCGGGAGGACUUUGAUGAGAUGGAGAGGAGGGAGUGGGAGGAGCAGGGGAGGAGGGAGAGGGGGAUUGAUGCUGAGAGUGGAGGGGAUGGUGGUGUGGAGGAUGGGAGGGAUGGGAGGGGAGGUGAUGGGGAAGAAGGAGCAGAAGGAAUGAGGGAGACGGUGGAGGAAGACGACGAUAUGGAGGCGAUGCAGAGGGAGUUUGAGGCUGCGAAAGCCAAGGAGAAGGCUAGUGGGGGUGGGAGUGGCAUCAAGAUUGUGAGGAAGCGUUAG